AUGAACCAGGGUCAGGGUCAAGGUCAGCCUGCACAGGAUCCUGAAGGACCCAAGCAACAGGGAGUACACUACAAAUACGGCUUCAAUGCUUACAAGGCCGCACGAGGAAUUACUCAUUGGAACAAAACACAACUCAAAGUACCCUACAGGCAGUUCAAAAACCUUACAGAACAAGAAAAGCGGGGAUGGAGGCGACGAAGCACCCGAUUCAUAGCUGAUCAUCCGGUUCUUGCUGCGCAACCAGCUGUUCAACCAGUUGCACCCCCAGUCCCACCCCCAGCUGGACCCCAAGUCCCACCCCCAGCUGGAUCGCAAGUCCCACCAGGCGCACCAGGCGGACCAGGUGAAGAUGUACUUAACAUUGGACCACCACCCCAAUCACCACAACGAACACCUUUAGGCGUACUAGAGAAUACUGCGGAUGAUCUCCCACCUGGGGAUUGGAAGUACGUGAAAAGCGUUGGGAAAGGAAGUUAUGGCGAAGUUGAUCUCUGGAUUUACACGGAUGAGCAGAACAAUACAAUUCAGGACCGCAUGGCAAGGAAGCGUGAACUGACUCGAGAUCCCAACAAUCCGCAUGAACCAUCCCCGGGGGUACAUAACAUAACUAGCGCUGCUCUUGAUGAUCCUGAGGAGCCGGAGCCGAAAGAAAUUACGGUCCUUCGUGAAACGCGACCCUGGCUUCAUAGGAAUAUCCCAACAGUGAGGGGUCUGUUCAAAACCCAGAAGAGCCUGUUGGAACCGGGUACCGCCAGAUCCGUCGUAAUAAACGUUUGGACUACUUACAUGAAUUUUGCGCAGUAUGGAUCUCUCGGGAAACUCCUGGACGAUUAUAUAGAGUCUUCAACUAAAAAUUCACCGGCUCCCGUUUACUUCCCCGAGGUAUUCGUAUGGUCCCACUACCAAAAGCUUGAUCCUGAAUACCUUGGCUGGGUACAUGCAGAUAUGAAGCCUGAUAAUGUCCUCCUCGAUGCGCCGAAAGAGAAUGAUACAUAUCCAGGAUAUCCGGUUCCAAUAUUGGCAGACUUCGGAAUAACGGACGAUGAUACGGGUCCAUGCUAUGGAGGCACAUGGGCCUAUGCCGCACCAGAACAGUUCCUCGGCUGGGCCGACACAAAUAUCAGGUUUUCAGUCAGGCAAGAAAAGGACACACCCCCGGCCCAACAGGAAAUCCAGGCCACAGACCGGACCAUGGUAUGGGAAAUUGGGAUGAUCAUCUGGUCGAUGACUCGUCUCAGCGACGGCAUGUACCGUACUAAUCACCCCGGUCACCCCGAUCAGCAAUAUGAUAACCCAUACAAUGCAACGCCGCAGGCCCCAGAUAUGAGGUAUUGGUACAAUAUUCAGUAUUGGACGUCCGUUCGGAACGACUGGGCGGGAGCCAACAACAAUACUACCGAAACUAUAAGGCCCGUCCCGGACAUACCUCGAUUCGAUCAAAUGGGCGAGGCAUACGAGAACGCAUACAAUCCUCCGGACCCCAGCGAAUAUGCGGACACGUACUCCGCGCGUCUAACGAAGCUCAUGAUGAAAUCGUUGGGCUAUGAUCAGAAACAGGAUCCACGAAUCAGACCGUCGUUGUGGGAGCUAGUGGUCGAGACUCGACGAGCAUUGGUGGACUGGGAAAACAAGACGCCGGCCCGAGAUAAGCAACGAGAGGAGCUGGAUAGAUGCCUUCGUAUCCGUCACCUCCCGGAGAAUAAAUACCGUAUUGGUCGGCGUGUGAUGCGUGGGGCAGGUGGAGGUCCUGGAGGUCCUGGAGGUGGCGGAGGUGGCGAAAAUGGCGCAGGUGGCGGUCCUCCUGAACCGGAGCAAUUGUCAAGAGACCCGGAAGAAAUCCCUGAAAGCGAGGCUAAUGACCAUGCCCAGGGUCGUGUCCAGGCUGCUGCCAACCCACAAGUCGGAAAUGCAACACGUGCUAGCAGAUCGCCAAGUGAACCAGUGAGAAGCGGCACGAAUCGGCAGAAUGAGGGAGAAGAAAUCCCUAGAAGCGAGACUAAUGACCAUGCCGAAGAAUUUGCUACUUGGAUACUUGCCCAGUAUCGUGCCGAGGCUGCUCCCAAUCAACAAGUCGAAAAUGCAACACAAGCUAGCGGAUCGCCAGGUGAACCAGCCAGAAGUGAUACGAAUCGACAGGAUGAGGGAGUUGGUGACCAGCCUGUUGGCGAUGGACAGCCUGUCCACAAGGGACAGGCACCCUCACUUGGCCCACCUUCUUGGAUAUGGUCUGAUGCAGAUGGAGGCUACUGGCAUUGUAGGGAAUUCAACGCUAUAACAGGGGUCUAUGAAAGGAAAGUCGAGCUGGCUCAUGUUCGCCGCCGCCGUCAAGAAGAUCUUCGCCGUCAAGCACAAGAAGCCAUGAGAGCUCUUGUCACUUAUACUAAUAAUCGUCUUGUGCGGCAGGCGGCAGAGCAAGCGCCCGUCAAUUCCGGCUUACCGUCAUCCUCAAAUAUUGGACUAGCUCCUGGUACUGGCGCUGAAAGCUCCAACGUACGGGCUAUGGGAAAGCGUAAACGGACCGCAGGAGAAGCAGGAAGAGGCAACCCUGAAGAUGAUCCACAGUUUGACCCUCAAGCAAGCGGUAUCCCCAGAAAGCGGAGAAACCUAGGGAAACAAUGAGAGGAGAAGGUAGAACAAGAGAGCUUGGAAGCAAAUCAGGGGCCGUCCAGAGUGGCGGUAGACUUGAACCUCAACAUGGCCUACAAAUGGAUUAUGCUCCUCAGCACCUAUUGGAGUUGAUGAAUAACAUGUCAUACUUGAUCAAUGCAGAAUUAUCACAGCGUCUGAAUGAAGAGAUUCAAGAGAAGGAGGCGAGGGAAGCGAGGGAGAAAAGGAUGCGCGAGUAGCAGGGCGGUCAAUGUGAG
Messenger RNA from Mytilinidion resinicola, 2864 nucleotides. RefSeq lists its product as uncharacterized. NCBI's taxonomy places the organism in Eukaryota, Fungi, Ascomycota, Dothideomycetes, Mytilinidiales, Mytilinidiaceae. The record is from RefSeq and is a predicted model, not a curated record. Bases 1 to 2619 code for a protein of 872 amino acids. The transcript has 7 exons. Gene Ontology annotation, molecular function: protein kinase activity; ATP binding. Gene Ontology annotation, biological process: protein phosphorylation.